This is a messenger RNA of Tupaia belangeri chinensis (Chinese tree shrew), 839 nucleotides long. RefSeq names its product platelet activating factor acetylhydrolase 1b catalytic subunit 3 (gene PAFAH1B3). Gene Ontology annotation, cellular component: cytoplasm. The record is from RefSeq and is a predicted model, not a curated record. Lineage: Eukaryota; Metazoa; Chordata; Mammalia; Scandentia; Tupaiidae. Gene Ontology annotation, molecular function: platelet-activating factor acetyltransferase activity.
AGUAGGUGGUCCCUUCCGCACCUUCCUCGCUGUUCUGCAAAUGGCUUCUCUCCCUAAGGCAGAGCGCUAGGAUUUUCCCGUUCGCUCUCGGCUUUUCAGGAGCCCCGCGCUAAGGAUGAGCGCCGAGGAGAACCCAGCUAGCAAGCCCACGCCGGUGCAGGACGUGCAGGGCGACGGGCGCUGGAUGUCCCUGCACCAUCGUUUUGUGGCAGACAGCAAAGAUAAAGAACCCGAAGUCGUCUUUAUCGGAGACUCCUUGGUCCAACUAAUGCACCAGUGUGAGAUCUGGCGGGAGCUCUUCUCCCCUCUACACGCACUUAAUUUUGGCAUUGGUGGUGACAACACACAGCAUGUACUGUGGCGGCUAGAGAAUGGGGAGCUGGAACACAUCCGGCCCAAGAUUGUGGUGGUCUGGGUGGGCACCAACAACCAUGGGCACACGGCAGAGCAGGUGGCUGGCGGCAUCAAGGCCAUUGUGCACCUGGUGAACCAGCGGCAACCUCAAGCCCGGGUAGUGGUGCUGGGCCUGCUUCCAAGAGGCCAGCACCCCAAUCCACUUAGGGAGAAGAACCGACGGGUGAACGAGCUGGUACGGGCAGCGCUGGCGGGCCAUCCACGGGCCCACUUCCUGGAUGUGGUGCAUUGAGACGGCACCAAAAGCCACCAUGACAUGUACGAUUACCUGCAUCUGAGCCGCCUGGGCUACACACCUGUCUGCCGGGCCCUGCACUCCCUGCUUCUGCGCCUGCUGGCCCAAGACCAGGGCCAAGGUGUCCCUCUACCGGAGCCCACACCCUAAGCACCCUGCUUUGUCACAUUAAAUUCUCCUUCCAGUCUCA